This is a messenger RNA of Arachis ipaensis, 1035 nucleotides long. RefSeq lists its product as uncharacterized. The record is from RefSeq and is a predicted model, not a curated record. Lineage: Eukaryota; Viridiplantae; Streptophyta; Magnoliopsida; Fabales; Fabaceae.
AUGGCCCUGUACGAAGAUGGCCGAGUUUGCUCAAAUUGUGAGCAUAUACCGUCAGAAGGGAUAACUUCUCGCCAAUUUUUUUCGAAAUGGAUUCAAUUCGGCGUGUUAUGCAGCAUUGUUUGUGGCAUGGGAAGAGGUUUGCGACAUGGGAAUCCAUUGUCUUCAUUUCUAUUUGUUCUUGUUGCUGACGUUCUGCAUAGGAUGUUCAGGGAGGCGGUAAGAAAUGGGCGAAUCUCACCGUUAUUGGUGGGUAGAGAUCACGUUGAGCGGUCACAUCUUCAGUUUGCGGAUGAUACUGUUCUGUUUUGUCUCCCGGAGGAAGAAACCAUAAAAAAUUACAGGAAAAUCCUGCGUUGCUUUGAGCUCAUGUCAGGGCUGACUAUUAAUUUUGAUAAGUCUAGCCUGAUUCUUGUUAAUUGUGAUGUUCAGUGGAUACACCGUGUUACCUACCCGGGGGCCAUGGAAGGAUAUCUGUCAACUACAGUUCAAGGAUCAACACUAAAACAGAAGAUGAUCAAUGGGCUGUCUAUAGAGAUUGGCGAUGAGAGAGGAACUCGGUUCUGGGAAGAUGUAUGGUUGCGUGGUGGGACCCUAAAAGAUCAUUUUUCCAAGGCUCUUCUCAGUUUCAAACCAAAGAGGAUCCGUCAUAAGGGAUUGUGGGUUUUGGGACGGGUUAGAGUGGAGAUGGAACUUCCAAUGGAAGCGAGAGCCUUUCCAAUGGAAGUUGGACUUAGUGAACCAGUGGAAAUGCUUUUGGAGGAUAUAGCGAGCUACAGCUUUACUAGGACAGUUUGGAAGGGUUUAGUCCCACCUAGAGUUGAAUUGUUCAUAUGGUUUGUCUUGACUGGAAAGGUCAAUGCGAAGGAGAGGCUGAGUCGGCUGGGAGUGGUUAACCAGGAAGAUGUUGUCUGUGUGUUGUGUAAUGAAAGUGUUGAAUCUGGUUACCACUUGUUUCUUGGUUGUGGAUUUUCUUGGCAGGUGUGGAUCCCUUCUGUUGCUGAUGACAAUGUCAAAGAUGACAGGGGCAUCAAUUAG